Sarcophilus harrisii (Tasmanian devil) is the source of this 5001-nucleotide messenger RNA. It is a transcript of the gene KCNQ5, whose product is annotated as potassium voltage-gated channel subfamily Q member 5. Lineage: Eukaryota; Metazoa; Chordata; Mammalia; Dasyuromorphia; Dasyuridae. The record is from RefSeq and is a predicted model, not a curated record. The coding region runs from base 1334 to 4204 and encodes 956 amino acids. Gene Ontology annotation, cellular component: membrane. Gene Ontology annotation, biological process: transmembrane transport; potassium ion transport. Gene Ontology annotation, molecular function: voltage-gated potassium channel activity. The transcript has 16 exons.
GGGGAGGGGGAGAAUCCGAGAAGCUAGAGGUUCAUCUGCAGAGAAGACAAAGUGCGUGUUCUCCUAAAUCUCCCAGAACCUUCUCCUAAACCCAAGGAGUCUCGGCUGCUGCUGCCGCCAGUACCAACUUGGCAGGCUUUACGACUUUCUGGUACUUAAAUGGAAAUUUCUUGACUUGAAAAACCUGGGUUCUGGGGACCAGGCGCCCUUAUCUUCGUUGUCACUGGCAGAGGUGGCUGUUCUUCAUCUCCGACGGGACCGCUUUGGAGUUUUCUUCCCCCGCCCAAUCUGAGAUGGAUGGAUAGUUUCUUGCCCUUGCCCGGCUGUGUGGUCUUCUUUUUAUCUACAAAGUAACGACGACUCUGGGGUUUAGAGAAACAACAUUUAGGGAGAUGCCGGGUGGGUGCGCGCUUUGCACAGCGCUUGGUUUUGCAUAGCAUCCUCUUUUUGAAAAGCUAAAUAACUAGGGGCGGGAGGGUGGGGAGGGCGAGCUCUAUGAGCUUCAAGGGGAACCCCACACUUGGACAGCUGCCCUUCUCACGUCCGCCCUUCCUUUAUUUCUACCCAUCCGCUCGAGGUCUGUGCUCAGUACCUGAGUAGGUUGGCCAGGGAUAGGGCAAGGGAGGGCUUUUCACGCUCAAACCUCUUAUCCUAAGGAUGGACAUACCCGGCUGAGCUGCGUAGCCAGCAGAGGCACGUCGAGCACACGGACCUUUACAGUUGCCUAGUUCCCUCGCUUGAGGCACAAAACGGCUGAGAGAGGCAGAAGACCUUCCCCAUCAGCCUCCUGCCUCUGCCUCUCCUGGAAGCAUCCACCCAGAUCAAUCGAAAGGAAAGGAAAGGCACGGGGUCAGCCUCCAAAGUCGAGUACUUGGCCCAAGACCCAGUCUAGGAUAGCUGGUGGGGACGUGAUUGGGGCCAAGUGUACUCGCCCGCUCGCCUGUGAAUACCAGUUCCUGCAUUUCGGAAGCUCUGGGUUUCUUCUCUCCCUCUCUGGAGGCAGUUAGGGGAGGCGACAGGAUUAUGAAAGAAAAGAAAAAAAACCCAGUUCCUCAAGAGCCCUCAAAGUGACAGACACAAAGACCAGGUCCAGAUUGAUCGUGUGUGGCCCCCCAGACCUGGGAGCGAUUGCCACUUUCUUCCUCUUCCUCCUUGGCUCGCCCUCCCUCCCCACCCCCUGACCCUAGGAGGCUUGUUGGCUGUCUGCUUCCCCGCCCCCAGGCCGCGGCGGUCGGGCAGGCGGGCAACCGGGGGCUCCAUCCACGCCGUCCCGCUCGCAUGAGACCGUUUUCCCCGCCGCUGGCGCCCCCCUCCCCGCGCCCGUGGUGAUGCCAUGCCCCGCAACCACGGGGGAGGAGAUGAGGGCGGCUCCGCCGGGCUCUGGCUGAAGAGCAGCGCGGCAGCGGGCGGGGGGCGCCUGGCUACGGGCAUGAAGGAUGUGGAGGCGGGCCGGGGCCGCGUGCUCCUGAACUCGGCUGCCCGCGGAGACGGCUUGCUGCUGUUGGGCACCAGCGCCGGCGCGCUCGGCGGCGGCGGCGGCGGCGGUGGCGGCUUCAGGGAGAACCGCCGGGCGAAGCACGGAGCCCGAAUGAGCCUGCUGGGGAAGCCGCUGGCUUACAACAGUAGCCAGAGCUGCAGGAGGAACGUCAAGUAUCGGCGGCUGCAGAAUUAUCUGUACAACGUACUGGAGAGACCCCGAGGGUGGGCGUUCAUCUACCACGCGUUCGUUUUUCUCCUUGUCUUUGGUUGCUUGAUUUUGUCAGUGUUUUCUACCAUCCCCGAGCACACAAAAUUGGCCUCUAGUUGCCUCUUGAUUCUGGAGUUUGUGAUGAUUGUUGUCUUCGGUUUGGAAUUCAUCAUCCGUAUCUGGUCGGCUGGUUGCUGCUGUCGCUACCGAGGAUGGCAAGGAAGAUUGCGAUUUGCCAGGAAGCCAUUCUGUGUUAUAGAUACCAUUGUUCUCAUCGCUUCAAUAGCAGUUGUUUCUGCAAAAACUCAGGGUAAUAUUUUUGCAACAUCCGCACUCAGAAGUCUUCGUUUCCUACAGAUCCUCCGCAUGGUGCGUAUGGACCGAAGAGGAGGAACUUGGAAAUUAUUAGGUUCAGUUGUCUAUGCUCACAGCAAGGAAUUAAUCACAGCUUGGUACAUAGGAUUUUUGGUUCUUAUUUUUUCAUCUUUCCUUGUCUACCUGGUGGAAAAGGAUGCAAAUAAACAGUUUUCUACUUAUGCAGAUGCUCUCUGGUGGGGUACAAUCACAUUGACAACAAUUGGCUAUGGAGAUAAAACCCCCCUAACUUGGCUUGGAAGAUUGCUUUCUGCAGGGUUUGCCCUCCUUGGCAUUUCUUUCUUUGCGCUACCCGCUGGUAUUCUUGGCUCAGGGUUUGCAUUAAAAGUACAGGAACAGCACCGCCAGAAACACUUUGAGAAAAGAAGGAAUCCAGCUGCCAGCCUAAUUCAGUGUGUAUGGCGUAGUUAUGCAGCUGAUGAGAAAUCAGUUUCCAUUGCUACCUGGAAGCCUCAUUUGAAGGCCUUGCAUACCUGCAGUCCUACCAAGAAAGACCAAGGGGAAACAUCCAGCAGUAAGCUCUGUAGUAAUAAACAGAAGCUCUUCAAGAUGUACACCUCUCGGAAACAUAGUUUGGGACAAUGGACCUUGCGCCAGAAGCUAAGUUUUAAAGAACGGGUGCGAAUGGCUAGCCCAAGAGGUCAGAGUAUCAAGAGCAGACAAGCAUCAGUGGGAGACCGCCGAUCUCCAAGCACGGACAUCACAGCUGAGAGCAGCCCAACCAAAGUGCAGAAAAGCUGGAGUUUCAAUGACCGAACUCGCUUCCGACCUUCCCUACGUCUCAAAAGUUCUCAGCCAAAGCCAGUAAUAGAUGCUGACACUGCUCUUGGAACAGAUGAUGUAUAUGAUGAGAAAGGAUGUCAAUGUGAUGUUUCAGUAGAAGACCUUACACCACCACUGAAAACUGUCAUUAGGGCCAUCAGAAUUAUGAAGUUUCAUGUUGCAAAAAGGAAGUUUAAGGAGACAUUACGUCCCUAUGAUGUGAAAGAUGUCAUUGAACAAUAUUCUGCUGGACAUCUGGAUAUGCUCUGUAGAAUCAAGAGUCUUCAAACACGCGUUGAUCAAAUUCUUGGAAAAGGGCAAAUUACAUCAGAUAAGAAGAGCCGAGAGAAAAACACUGCAGAGCUAGAAACUGCGGAUGACCUCAGCAUGCUAGGUCGUGUGGUCAAGGUUGAGAAACAGGUGCAGUCUAUAGAAUCAAAACUGGACUGCCUCCUGGACAUAUAUCAACAGGUCCUAAGGAAAGGCUCUGCAUCAGCCCUGACUUUGGCUUCAUUUCAAAUUCCACCGUUUGAAUGUGAACAAACAUCUGAUUAUCAAAGUCCUGUGGACAGCAAAGACCUGUCCAGUUCCGCACAAAACAGUGGAUGCUUAUCCAGGUCUGCCAGUGCCAACAUCUCCCGAGGCCUGCAGUUUAUACUUACACCAAAUGAGUUCAGCACUCAGACUUUCUAUGCUCUCAGCCCAACUAUGCAUAGCCAAGCAACACCGGUGCCAAUGAGUCAAAGCGACGGACCGGCAAUGGUGGUCACCAACAACAUUACAAACCAAAUACACCAGGUGACCAAGCCAGUGGCCCCCACCACCUUACAGAUCCCCCCUCUCCCAGCCAUCAAACAUAUCCCCAAACCUGAGCCCAUACAGAUAAACCCUGCCACCAUGCAGGAGAGUAUCUCCGAUGUCACUGCCUGCCUCAUUGCCUCAAAGGAAAGCGUUCCAUCUAUACAGUCCAACCCAACCAAGGAUCGUUCCCUGAGAAAAAGCUUUGACAUGGGAGGAGAGACCCUGCUGUCUGUUCGCCCUCCAGUACAAAAAGAUUUGGGCAAAUCAUUAUCUGUACAAAACCUAAUCAGAUCUACGGAGGAACUGAAUGUGCAGCUUUCAGGUAGUGACUCAGGGGGCUCCAGAGGCAGCCAAGAGUUUUAUCCCAAAUGGAGAGAGUCCACUUUAUUUAUAACUGAUGAAGAAGUGGGCCUAGAAGAGACAGAAAGUGAGACUUUGGAUAGCAUUUCUCAGCCUGCCAAGGAAACAGCUUUCCCUUCUGACUCUCUAAGGACUGGAAUGUCAAGAUCAUCUCAAAACAUUUGUAAGGCAGGGGAAAGUCCAGAUGUACUCAGCUUGCCUCAUGUCAAACUUAAAUAAUUUCUUGAUUUUUCUUUCUAGGCUUAGCACUUCCUUUAGCCAUACAUAUCAUUGCAUGAACUAUGUUGAAAGCCCUUUUUAAAAGAUAAAAUAAUGAGAAUCAGGAAGAAUAAGAAAGGCAGUUUAAGAGCCCAUUAUCUUCUAAUUGCAUGAAAAUGCAUGUUUCAGAGAUGGCUGAAAUUCCAAGGUACACUAACAUUAACCCAUUCAUUUAAUAAUAAGGUACCAGAGGUUAAAAUCCUGAAGGAAAAAAAAAAAAAUCUUACACAGCUAAUGCUAUGGGCUAGAUUUAAAAAAAAAAAAAAAAAAAAAAAAAAAAAAGCUAAUAUUUGAACAUUUACAAAAACUGAUACUGUAUUUUGAAAGUAUGAAAGUAAAUAUCUUCAAAUUUAAAGCACUUUUGCUUCAUGGUUAAAUACAAAGAUGUUAUUUUCCAAACUGGGCCAUUGUCUAUGUUUAUAAUCCAAAAGACUGUCUCUUGAGGCUGACAAGAAAAACAUAUAUCAGAUUAGAAAUGGCUACCAUCACAGGAUAGACAUGUCAAGGUCAUUCCAAUGCCAUCAUUUAUCUUUUAAUGUAGUUUAGAAUGUUGAUUUCUGUAAUUUUGGGGUGACUUAGUAUUGGGGUAAAUGAGUUUACACACCAUUUUCAGAUAGUUUUUGAACUAAGAACAUUCUUUUUCUAUGAAAUGUGCAAAUGUAAAGGUUCAAAGUCAAUAGCAAAAGCAAACAAACUAACCCAGUGAAGGGGACUAUCAGGUAUAGAAAAAGAUCUUCCGUGAUAAUCGAAUCAAUGAU